This is a messenger RNA of Adineta steineri, 261 nucleotides long. NCBI's taxonomy places the organism in Eukaryota, Metazoa, Rotifera, Eurotatoria, Adinetida, Adinetidae. The record is from the annotation of a GenBank genome assembly.
AUGAUCAAACCAACUGGAAUGGGCAUUAAUACGGGUUAUCAUUAUAGUAAUGUGGCUUUAAAAAUGCAAAAUUAUAUAAAGUAUGGACCACUACAUUACACCCUAAUUUAUCCGCGAAGAAUAGCCCAUCCGUUUCAUCCUGAACACCAUCACUCACCUGCUCCACAUCUCGGUAUUCAUCCCGAAGCUAGAGGCGUUCCUAUGCUUAGACGUAAAAGAUUUCCACCUGCGCAUUGGCAUCCGGCUCAUAUGUGGCUAUGA